Anneissia japonica is the source of this 2064-nucleotide messenger RNA. RefSeq lists its product as uncharacterized. The record is from RefSeq and is a predicted model, not a curated record. The transcript is spliced from 8 exons. Bases 86 to 1246 code for a protein of 386 amino acids. NCBI's taxonomy places the organism in Eukaryota, Metazoa, Echinodermata, Crinoidea, Comatulida, Comatulidae.
CGGUGGGUGUUCAAAGGCUAGUUAUAAACAAAAUAAAAAACCAACAAAAUAAUAAUUAUUAUUACAAAGGUAAGACAGGAGGCCCAUGUUGACAGACAGACAAAAGACGACAAACAAUACAGGCACACAAGUGGAAAAGUCACAUGAAACAAAAUCUGAAAUGGGCCAACAACACUCUUACUCAACAAACUUUAAGUCAGAAUGCCUGAAAGACCAUGUUCUGGGAACAAUCUAUGGCAACUGUAUUGGAGAUGCUAUUGGUCUGUUGACAGAAUUCAUGAACAAAGAGCAGGCUGCAAAGGAAUAUCCAAAUAAGCCACUGGAAUACAGUUCGAAGACUUUAAUUCCAAAGCAGUUUCGACAUCAGCAUCGCUUCCCCGUAGCUGAUUGGACGGAUGAUAGUGACCAGAUGAUUCUAAUUAUGCAGUCAUUAACAGACAACAAAGGAAAGACUGUGGCGACAGAUUUUGCUGAUAGAAUGCUGACUUGGGCUAAAGAAGGCUUCAAAGAGCUUGGUGAUUCUUGUGGAAUGGGUAUUGGUAGGACUACCGGCAUGGUUCUGUACGAUUUAAGUUUUACAACUGACCCUCAUGAGUCUGCCAAGUAUGUAUGGGAAUCGGGUAACAAGUCCAUAGCUCCCAAUGGAGCUGUGAUGAGGACCUCAAUUAUCGGAAUUUGCAACUUUGGAAACAUGAAAACCGUCAUCAGCAACACUAUAAACAUUUGUAAAGUUACACAUGCCGACCCCAGAUGUCAAGUUUCAACUGUUGCUGUGACAACUGCCAUAGCAAUGAUGCUGCAGGGCAAAUACUUCAAAGAUGGGACAUAUGAUGUCAGUAAAUUGUCAGAAGAUGCGUUUAAUUAUGCAAAGGAACAUUUACCAAAAUUGGAAGAUGGAAAUGAAGACCCAGAUGCUAUUGCUGAAUUGAGACGACACAUGUUUGCUAAUUCUCUAGAUGAGCUAAAUUUGGCUGAGGUUGGAAAGAUUGGCUACACAUACAAAUGUCUUGGAGCAGGAUUCUGGGCAUUUAGACAAGACAAUUUCAGGGAUGCAAUUGAAGCCAUUACUAUGGAGGCUGGAGAUGCUGAUACAAAUGGUGCUGUAGCUGGUGCUCUGUUAGGUUGCAAACUGGGAGCAGCGGCCCUACCUGCCUCUUGGCGUGAUCAACUGAAACACAAGACAUGGCUGGAUAAACAGAUUAGGAACUUUGUAACUGCUUGUAAAAUUCCAAUCAAGAUGGAAUAAUGUAUAUCAAGAGCAUGUUGUAUUCGUUAUUAAUUAUUAUUAUACUACUGUAUAUUUCAUUAUUAUAUUUAUUACUGUACAUUAUUUGUCUGAACCUUAAAUAUAGAAUUUUGUAACUUAUUAAAGAAUUGUAAUACAGUAUUUUGUAUAAAGGAUUUGUAUGUCGUGUGCAAUAUUGUUAUUUAUUAGUACAGUAUUGCCUUUUUAUGCUGUGAUCAUUCUUAUUCUUAAUCUUUAUUGCCAAAUCGAGAACAUAAACAGUAAGCCUUAUGAUGUUCAUUGUUUUUACAGUUUCAAGAAAAUCUUGUGUCUUUUAUUGUUUGUAGAUAGUUAAAGAGUCGAACACUAUGGAGAAACAACUUCAUUAACUACUGUAUCAUCUGUAGAAUAUUUUAACUUCCAAGAAAGAGGAAAUCCUAGACGGUAUUCAUAUUUAUGCAGCAUAGUGCUAAGACGUUGUUAUUGUAGAUCAGUUUUAAGUUCUUCCACCAGAGGUAUAGAGAAACAAUUCCAUUACUAACAUGUUAUUCAUUCAUUAAUAUUGUAAUUAUGUAUUACAUGCAUGUAAAUGUGUUAAGCCCUUUAUAAUAAUUGUAAAUAACAAUAAUGAAAAUAACGAUGACAGUGACAAGUAAAACGAUAAACAACAAUAAUUAUGUUGUGGGUCUGUAUUCAUCAAAGGAGAUGCUCAUGAACAUUAUUAAAAAAUUGACGAUGAACUAAGCAUAAUAAAUACAGUUUGCCCUCCAAUUCGAGACCAAUUUGGGACCUGAAAAUGUGGGGUGGUCUCGGGGUUGGUCUCCAAUUAGAGGGCUAGC